Molecule: messenger RNA, 2892 nt
Organism: Syngnathus acus (greater pipefish)
Lineage: Eukaryota; Metazoa; Chordata; Actinopteri; Syngnathiformes; Syngnathidae
Product: very-long-chain (3R)-3-hydroxyacyl-CoA dehydratase-like
Exons: 11
Coding region: 129-1211 (360 amino acids)
Biological process (GO): sphingolipid biosynthetic process; very long-chain fatty acid biosynthetic process; fatty acid elongation
Cellular component (GO): endoplasmic reticulum membrane
Molecular function (GO): 3-hydroxyacyl-CoA dehydratase activity
Source: RefSeq, a predicted model, not a curated record
GCCACAUCCCGGAAGUACAUUCCGUCCUCGUGUUUUAUGUAGCGUUUAUUGUGCGGUGUUUUGGUGAGUCAGUAUUCGGUUCAUAUUUUCGGCGAUAUUGUCGUGGCAUGUAAGAGAACUCGGUUGCAAUGCAAGUCCUCACGCCUCGAGUUUACUGGGCUCAGCGGCAUGGAGAGAUUUUUCUCCGAGUGGAGCUGAGCGAUACCAAGAAUCUUGAAAUCAACACGCAAGACAACACAAUUCAGUUUCGAGCACAAGGUCAUGGAGCUAAAGGAGACAAUGAAUACAAGUUUAGUUUGGACUUUUUGGAACCUAUCCGACCUGAGAUUGCACAUAAGGCAACCGAGCGUCAGGUCGAAAUCAAAAUCAAGAAGCAAGAAGAGCGCUGGUGGGACCGUCUGACGCUGCAGGAGAAGAAGCCCGUGUUUCUGGCUCAUGACUUCAACCGCUGGCUGGAUGAAUCUGAUGCUGAGACGGAGCUUCUGGCAAAGGAACUAGCAAGGCGCAACAAGAUGAGAGUGGAGUCAAGAGUUCGUAAAGAUCCAUACCUGGGUCUGAACAGAGGCUACUUAUUUAUGUACAAUCUGGUGCAGUUCCUUGGAUUCUCCUGGAUCUUCGUCAACUUGACCGUUCGACUCCUCAUUCUUGGUCAAGAUUCAUUUUAUGAUACCUUCCACACCACAGCUGAUGUGAUGUACUUUUGCCAGAUGAUGGCUGUUCUGGAGGUGAUCAACCCCUUGUUAGGCCUGGUAAAGACGGGCUUUUUUCCUGCCAUGAUUCAGGUCGCAGGGAGGAAUGUCAUUUUAUUUGUCAUCUUCGGCUGCUUGGAAGAGAUGCAGAGCAAACCUAUUGUCUUUUUUGUGUUUUACCUGUGGAGCACCAUUGAAAUCUUCAGGUACCCUUUCUACAUGCUGGCCUGCAUUGGCACUGAGUGGAAGCUGUUGACGUGGCUCAGGUACAGCCUUUGGAUCCCACUGUACCCACUUGGGGUUAUCGCGGAAGCGGUGGCUGUGAUCCAGUCCCUCCCCAUCUUUGAGGAAACACGUUUGUUAAGCCUCCCCCUGCCUCCGCUUUUGGGACACGACUUAAGCUUUUCAUACACUCUGCGGCUCUACUUGGUUCUCAUGUUUCUGGGACUCUUCAUCAAUUUCCGAUAUCUAUACAAACAGAGGAGGAGACGUUUUCGAUCAAGGAAAAGGAAAGUUCACUAAUGGAGCAGGAUGCGAGACAUACUCUGAGACGCAAUGUUUGUUUUACUCAUUGCCUUUUCAAUGAAAUUCAUACUGGUUCAUUUCAUCCUUGUUUGCCUGGAUUAGAUUUCCUUUAUUUGCCCUCUCUUAAACUUAAGAGUUCCACCCCACAGGUGGUUUGACUGGAUCAUGUUUUGUUUAUGUUUUAAGACAUACACAAUUAAAUUUAAACACAAAUUUAUAGUAUUAAUAAAUGUCCUGGUUUUUUUUGCCCUAUAUCGUGUACAUACAGUGAGGCAAAAUGUAUUUCAUCAGUCAAUGAUUUCAAUGAUUCCAACUCAAAAUGAUGAGAAAUGAAAAAGUUGUAAUUUUCAGCAAAGGUAGAUUUCAAUUGCGAGGGACAGAAUUUGGAUUAAAAAACACACUGAAAUCACAUUUUAAGAUUAAAGAAUUUUUUCAAACUAUGGUGAAAAUAUGUAUUUGGUCAAUAACAGAAAUUCAAUUCAAUGCAAAUAUUUUCUGUGAUUUUCCACAUUUGCAAACACUGUUGCUGGUAUUUUGGCCCAUUCCUCCAUGCGGGUCUCUUCUAGAGCUGUGAUAUUUUGGGGUUUUGCUAGGCAACACAUGCUUGCAAUUCCCUCCACAGAAACUGGCUAGGCCACUCCAUGUCUUUGAAAUGGAACCACUCCUUCAUUGCCCGGAUGGGCUUUGUGUUUGGAAACAUUGUCAUGCUGGAAGACCCAUCCACAUUUCGUCUUGAAUGCUCUCAUUGAUGCAAUGAGGUGUUUGCUCAAAAUCUCACAUUGCACGGCUCAAUCAUUACGGUCUUGAAUACAGAUCAAUAGUCCCAGUCCCUCUUCUGGUUCAUAAAUAUGCUCUGUGGCAAACUUCAAGUGGGCUUGGAUAUGAACUGGCUUGAGCUUGAUUCCCUGUGAAUGAAGUGUGUUAUUGAUGGUAAAUUUGAGAACCAUAGUUACUUUGGGCCCAGCUCUCUGCAGGUCAUUCAGCAGUGUAGUUCUGGAAUUUUCCAUCACUGUUCCCAAAUCAGCCCUUGUGUGUCUGUUAUUGUUCAAAUACUUAAUUUCCACCAUAAUUUACAAAUAAAUUCUCUAAAAAUGUUAAUUGUGAUUUUCAGGAACUUCUAUUUACAUCCUGUCCCUCUUACAGUUAGUGUACCUAUGGUUUAAAUUAAAAACCUGUCAUAAUUUUAAAGGGAAGUCAAGCCCCAAAUGUUCUUUGUAAUUUGUUCUAUACAGCGUAACUAGUCGGAAACACUGUGUUUUAAUUUGGUUUUUUUUUUUGUGUGGAAUAUGAGUUAAAAUCACACCACAUGUUUUAAUCCAUCAGUUGCCAUGACAACUGUGACGUCAUUAUCAAUCAACAGCUAGUGGCAAAAUGGCCACCCCCCUGUGAUGGAUGAAAAUGAGUGAAUUUUGCUGCUUAACUCGUAUUCCACAAACACAAUAUUGGGGCCACAUACAACAUAUUGUAAAGAACAUUUUGGGGUUGACUUCCCCUUUAAGUGGCAGAAAUUGCACAUGCAUCAGUGGUUGACUAAAGACUUUUUAGCCCCAGUGUAUGUGAAUAGUUUCCAUCUGUUCUGUGUUUGAGGGGGAAAAAAAGAAUACUUCUGUCAUCUUGCAAAAUUUGUUGGUUGAACAUGCCAUCAUUGACAAAUCACAAUAAAGAUUUUAUGUACUGA